AUAAUAGUCAGCUGAACAUCUGGGCGCAUGUGUUGGUUUGUUUAUUUGAUGCGGCGAAAAGGCAGCAGAUUUGUUUUUUGUUCUGCCAGUGGGCUGCUGCUCGAUAUGCAGGAGGAGAAGCCGGUUUGUGCAGGCCAACACUGCAUCCGGUCCCGGAUGCGUUUUUGAGCUUUGCAAUGGAAAGGAUCGGUGUGAAUCGUGUGAUCUAUGUCUUUUACGGCGAAUUAACUCUAUUCUGGUUGUUGUGAUGUAGUCAUACAGGAAAUACUGGACCUGGAGAUUACGGCUUGGCAUUGAUUGUAUUUUAUUAAGAUUUGAUCUGUUUUAUCACGCAUUUGCCUUGGCGGGAAGCAUGCAUAGAAGUAUGGAUAUGUGGAAAUCGGCCGCAGCCAGCCAGCGAUUUAUGCUGACGUGGAUGUGCUUGAUGGUGGAUUAGCACGUGUGCGGCGUGUGUGAUAGCGGCGGAUUAGUGUGAACGAGUGCGCGCGGGAGAGGCACGACACGGGCUGCUGUUGCUGCUGGAUGAGGGGGAUUUGUCGUUGUCGUCCAAGCGGGUGUCUGUCAGCGGAUGUGGGUUUAUUCUGGGAUUAUGCUUGACAGGCCAAGGUUGCGGUCGAUGUCCAUGUGAGCAGCAAUCAGCGAAGCAACAGGUGUUUCCUCCUUUAGGCCUUAAUUUGGUGAAACAACCGGCACAAUGUACAACCAUUCCAUUUUGCUAACCAAAAUGACGCGGAAGAAGGAGACGCAGCAGACCGUCGAGGGUCUACAGAGAAACCUGAAACUAAAAGAUGAAUACAUUGAAAAAUUGGAGCAUGAUAUCCGGGAGAAGAAUGAGCAGAUCACACGAUUGACCAGUCUUGUGGACAAGUACCAAAGCGUGUUCACAACCAAUCAGAGCCUCCUUUCCGGGCCGAAACGUCGCCGAAAUCCCGGCAUUAGUGCUGAGCCAGUGCGCGCUGACCGGGCACUCGAAUUCAAAAAGGAGUCCGUCAGGAAAUAUGAUAAAGGAAAAAAAUCAAAAGCCACCAUCAAGCAAGCCAUAUUGGAGAAUGAUUUUAUGAAGAACUACGAUCAUCAAGAGAUCUCGGAAAUUGUGGAUUGUAUGUAUUAUGUGGAGUAUGCUGCCGACGAAAUUAUCAUACAGGAAGGAGAGGAUGGCAAGCUUAUGUAUGUUCUGGAAGACGGUGAGGUUGAAGUCACCAAGGAUGGGAAGAAACUGUGCAAUAUGGGACCGGGGAAGGUUUUCGGUGAGCUGGCCAUAUUGUACAACUGCAAGCGGACAGCCACUAUUCGAGCUGUUGUGCCUUGCAAAGUAUGGGCCAUCGACCGACAGUCCUUCCAGAUGAUUAUGAUGCGGCAGGGAUUGAUGAAGCAACAGGAAUACGUUGCCUUCUUGAAAAGUGUUCCUUCAAUGAAAGGCUUACCGGACGAUACGUUGGCACGUAUUGCAGAUGUCAUCGAAGAGUACCAUUAUAACUGCGGGGAGUACAUUAUCCGACAAGGUGCUCGCGGUGACACUUUUUUUAUUAUCAGCCGGGGCAGGGUGAAAGUCACGAGGAAGGCCACGGAGAACGAAGAGGAGAAGUUCAUCCGGAGCCUGGAGCGGGGAGACUUCUUCGGCGAAAGAGCUCUUCGAGGGGAGGAAAUUCGAACGGCCAACAUUGUGGUCGAGUCGAAGGAUGGCGUCACCUGCCUCGUUAUGGACCGAGACAACUUCAACCAGAUGCUCUGUAGUCUAGAAGAAUUCAAUCGGCAGUAUGAAGACGAAGUGGAAACGGAGCGAUUUCGUGUGCGUGGUGAAUAUGCUCAUCUCAAAUUAUCUGACCUGCGCGUUAUUGCCACAUUGGGCAUUGGCGGCUUUGGUCGUGUGGAAUUAGUGCAGCUAAUUGAGAAUCCCGAGAAAAGCUUUGCGCUGAAAGCCAUGAAGAAAGCGCACAUCGUUGAAACCCGGCAACAGGAACAUAUUAUGUCGGAGAAAAAAAUUCUUGAAGAAUGCAACUGCAUGUUCAUUGUCAAACUGUACAGGACGUUUAAAGACAGAAAGUACUUGUACAUGCUGCUUGACCUUCUUCAAGGCGGUGAAGUGUGGACCAUACUGCGUGACAGGGGCUGCUUUGACGAGCCAAUUGCCAGGUUCUACACGGGGUGCAUUGUGGAAGCCCUGUCAUACCUGCACUCACGCGGCAUUAUCUAUCGUGAUCUGAAGCCAGAAAACAUGCUGCUGGACGCCCGCGGCUAUGUGAAACUCGUUGAUUUCGGCUUUGCCAAAAGGCUGGGAGUGGGCAAGAAGACAUGGACAUUCUGCGGUACACCGGAAUAUGUGGCACCGGAAAUUAUUCUCAAUAAGGGACAUGAUUUGUCCGCUGAUUACUGGUCCCUGGGUAUACUGAUGUAUGAGCUGCUCACCGGAAGUCCUCCGUUUACCGCUGUGGAUCCGAUGAGGACGUACAAUAUCAUCCUGCGUGGUAUCGAUGCCAUUGAAUUCCACCGAAAAAUUACCCGCGUUGCUGCUAAUUUAAUUAAGAAGUUUUGCCGUGAUAAUCCGUCAGAGCGACUGGGAUGCGGCAAGGGUGGUAUGAACGAUAUUCGCAAGCAUCAGUGGUUUACCGGUUUCAACUGGGAAGGACUGCAGAAGGGUUCACUGGAAGCGCCCAUCAUUCCCAAGAUUGGGUCAGUUACGGAUCAUUCAAAUUUCGAUGCAUAUCCUGCUGAUGACGAAGUGCCGCCGGAUGAUGUGACGGGCUGGGAUAAAGAUUUUUAAAAAAUUUCGACGUUUCUCUGUUGAAUUUUAUCAGUGACGAAACUAGUUGCAUGACCUGUGAAUGGUUGACAUUCUGAUGGCUCAAUUGUGACGAUUGUCUAUAUUUUUGGAGAGGUUUAUUGACAGAUAUAGCCGAAUGCGUCCCGUUUUGACAUGGACGUGCGGGAGUAAUUUAUUGGUGGAGCCGCGGUUGAUCGGUUUGAUUUUGUGGAUUGAUCGGGCUGCACGGAUCUUGCCUUAUCCCUAUGUUUUCCUUGACAUUGUUGUGCUUUUAUAAUGACAGUGAAGUUUGCAGAUAUUUGGCAGUUUUGCUCAAAGUUGGUCGAAAUAGUAAAUGCGCCGUUUGCGGA
Molecule: messenger RNA, 3111 nt
Organism: Paramacrobiotus metropolitanus
Lineage: Eukaryota; Metazoa; Tardigrada; Eutardigrada; Parachela; Macrobiotidae
Product: cGMP-dependent protein kinase 1-like
Exons: 16
Coding region: 695-2761 (688 amino acids)
Biological process (GO): protein phosphorylation
Molecular function (GO): cGMP-dependent protein kinase activity; ATP binding
Source: RefSeq, a predicted model, not a curated record